Molecule: messenger RNA, 1914 nt
Organism: Numida meleagris (helmeted guineafowl)
Lineage: Eukaryota; Metazoa; Chordata; Aves; Galliformes; Numididae
Gene: TINAGL1
Product: tubulointerstitial nephritis antigen like 1
Exons: 11
Coding region: 1-1401 (466 amino acids)
Biological process (GO): proteolysis
Cellular component (GO): lysosome
Molecular function (GO): peptidase inhibitor activity; cysteine-type peptidase activity
Source: RefSeq, a predicted model, not a curated record
AUGGCCAGCACCGCGCUCGUGCCCUGGGCCCUGCUCUGCCUCUGGCUGCUGGCGGCGGUGGGCACGGCCGCCCGGGCACGGCCUCGCCGGGAAUUGUCCCCGGGUCUGUACGAGCACGGGGUGGUCGACGCCGGCGGCUCCUACUGCGAGCGCGGGGACGUGUGCUGCCGCGGGCGCGACGACGGCUGCGCCGUGCCCUACCUCGACACCAUCUGCUACUGCGACCUUUUUUGCAACCGCACCGUCUCCGACUGCUGCCCCGACUUCUGGGAGUACUGCCUGGGCAUCCCGGCCCCCUUCCCUAAAGCGCCAGGCUGCGCUCGCUCCGGUCGCAUCUAUCCCAGCGGGGCCACGUUCCGGGACAACUGCAACCUGUGCACCUGCAGCCCUGGAGGGCAGUGGCAGUGUGAGGAACACGCGUGCCUCAUGGAUGGGGACCUCAUCGACGCCGUCAAUAGGGGAAAUUACGGGUGGAGAGCAGCCAACUACAGCCAGUUCUGGGGCAUGACGCUGGAGGACGGGAUGCGCUACCGCCUGGGCACCUUCCGGCCACCCCCCACCGUCAUGAACAUGAACGAGCUGCACAUGGCCAUGGACUCCAAUGAGGUGCUGCCCCGCCACUUUGACGCAGCCACCAAGUGGCCCGGGAUGAUCCACGAGCCCCUGGACCAGGGCAACUGUGCUGGCUCCUGGGCCUUUUCCACAGCAGCCGUCGCCUCCGACCGCAUCUCCAUCCAUUCCAUGGGGCACAUGACGCCCUCCCUGUCGCCCCAAAACCUCCUGUCCUGCGACACACGCAACCAGCAGGGCUGCAGCGGGGGCCGGCUGGAUGGAGCCUGGUGGUACCUGCGCAGGAGGGGGGUGGUGACAGACGAGUGCUACCCCUUCACGAGCCAGGAGAGCCAGCCUGUUUCACAGCCCUGCAUGAUGCACAGCCGCUCCACGGGCCGGGGCAAGCGGCAGGCCACAGCACGCUGCCCCAACCCCCAGACCCACGCCAACGACAUCUACCAGUCCACCCCCGCCUACCGCCUGGCCCCCAGCGAGAAGGAGAUCAUGAAGGAGCUGAUGGAGAAUGGCCCCGUGCAAGCCAUCCUGGAGGUGCACGAGGAUUUCUUCUUGUACAAGAGCGGGAUCUAUCGGCACACACCGGUGGCCGAGGGGAAGGGGCCAAAGCACCAGAGGCACGGCACGCACUCAGUGAAAAUCACAGGGUGGGGUGAGGAGCAGCUGCCCGAUGGCCAGAUCCAAAAAUACUGGACUGCGGCCAACUCGUGGGGCAGAGCGUGGGGUGAGGACGGGCACUUCCGCAUCGCACGGGGCGUCAACGAGUGUGAGGUGGAGAGCUUCGUGGUGGGCGUCUGGGGCCGUGUCAGCAUGGAGGACAUGCCCCACAAGUGAGCACCCCGGCACCGCAGCCCCCACGGAGCUGUCCUUGUCCCUGCCCGGCACCGUGCUCCCCCCCCGACCCCAUCCCCAGUGGGGGCACCCUGGCUCGGACCCCUCGUCCCGCUGGGUGCUGACACAGCAGCCGGAUGCAGUGGGCCGUGCAUGGGGCAUGGGGCCAGGGCAGGGGGCAUCGCGCUGCCUAUGGGAUAGAGGAUUUACACACUAAUCCACCCCGGGCUCAGCUGGCUUUAUUGGCAGCCGGGGGCCCUUCAAAGGCAGCCACUCCUGCCCUGGGUGUCUGAGUCCCCCUGUCAGGGGCAUAAGGCAGGAGGGGCAGUGGGACCCCCUCUCCUCCCCCCCCCUCCGGCACAGCACAGCUCCUGCAGCCCUGGAUCUGCCCCCAAUGGAGCUGGAGGGAGCAAAACAGCACAUGGGGGGGAGGUUGGAGGGGUCUAUCUGAGCCCCCAGAGAUGGAGGAAGUGGGGGCUGGGUGCUGCCAGAUGGGGAUGUGGUCCCUGCAGCCCC